This is a messenger RNA of Oikopleura dioica, 2370 nucleotides long. The record is from the annotation of a GenBank genome assembly. Lineage: Eukaryota; Metazoa; Chordata; Appendicularia; Copelata; Oikopleuridae.
AUGAUCCCUUUUCUUCUUUUUUGCCUCUUUGGUGUGUGUCUUCCGUAUAUCGACCGAUGGCUGAUAAACAAUGACGUUUCAAAAAAAUAUUCGGAUUUGCGCGUUUCCGGGCAGCUAGAGAUUUCUCACUUCUUCUUUAAAUUCACGACAGAGAGAUUCAAUCGAAGAUUAGCUUCUCUUGGACACCGAUUUUCGAACUUUUCCAGCCUUUUCUACAGAAUUGGAACAUGUUUCGUUCUACUGUUGUCUCUUGCUGCUAUACCGUUUCUUUGGUUUCAGAUCUUCAAAACGCUCUCUUCUUCCUCUACUUCUACCCCUGAUACAGAACUUAUCGUCCCAGGCGUGAAUCGUCCCCUCUCUCACAUCAUCCACGUCCUCUUCGCCAUCAUAAUCUCCGUCGUCCUUCACGAAAUCGGCCACGCUUUAGCUUGUAUCGCAGAAGGCGGCUCAAUCAAUCAUGUUGGAGUUCUUUCUUUCGCAGUUCUCCCAGGCGCCUUCGUCAGCAUGGAUUUGGAGCGAGUUCCGAACUGGGGACGAGUCAGAAUCUUCUGCGCUGGGAUUUGGCACAAUCUUCUCAUCUGCGCUUUUUGCCUUUUGCUGAGGCAUGAAGAAAUGAAUUUGACGAACGUUCUUUUUGAAAAAGAUCAAGGAUUGUCCGUGACCUACAUUGACAGUAGCUCUUCAAUUUCAGGCUCUUAUGGGCUGAAACGCGGAGAUAUAAUUAUCGCUGCAAAUGAAUACUCCUUCUCCGACCUUUCUUUCGCCGAGACAAUGGUCAAAAUCCGCAAUUCCACCCAAACAGGGUUCUGCGAAAACGUCGAGAAGCUCGAAUCGCCUUCUUCGCAAGAUUGCUGUCACGAAGAUAGUUUGACUGAUUUGUGCUUCCGCGGAGAGGGUUUUCAAGUCUGCUUGCAUGCCAGAAGCGUGUUUGAGUCGUCACAGUCGUUUUGCCAUUCUGAUGAAGAUUGUGGGAGUGGAUUUUCAUGCCUUGUUCCAAAAGUCAACGAAGAACUCCACGAGCGACUGAUCGUCAUCGAACGAAACACCCACCAACACACCGUUCUGUUCGUUGGAGACCCUUUUGAACUCGUCAAAUCUGUUUCAAUUUCCUCCCUCGUGCCCAAAUACUUCAUCUCCGCUGCCUUCGCCGAGUUCCAAAUCAAGCUGCUAGAAUACAUCUUCAAUAUUUCACUCGCGCUCGCCUUCUUCAAUUCACUUCCUUCCAUCGCUUUAGACGGAAACCUGAUUGUUUCGUCCUUGGUGGAUAUUUUUCUUCCGCUUGAAAUACAGAAAGAUAAAAACCUUCUUCUUCGAAUCGUCAUUGUCACGAUUGGAACAUUUUCACUCGGAAUAUUCAAUCCUCAAGUCCAACGCAACCUCGCCGCCCCUGGAACUGUUUUCAUUUCUUCAAUCCGCGAACCCUACAGCCUCUUUCUCUCUACAUUCAACUUUUUCUACUACCGAAACGAGACCAAUCGCUGCAAUACAGAGUGUCUUGGUGAGCCCUUCAAGACCUUUUUCGACGGAGAAACGGGUCGACUGCCGGACGAACUAUUCGAUAUUCUGGAAGAGAAGUUCUCGGACGAUAUUCCCUGGAGUUUCCGUUGUAAAAACUAUCAAUCUUUCGAGCUUGGCUUCGAAAAUGGCGACGAUCCGGACGAAUUUGUCGCGCAGACAGCAAGUCACAUCGAUUUUAUGAUUGUAACUGAGUACAUCAACGAAAGCCUUGUUCUCCUCGCCGAUUUUUUAAAUAUGCCGCUAGAACUAGCCUUUUUCAUCACGAAGAAAAACGCAACCGACUACCCAAAACCAACCCUCUCACCGAAGCAGCAAAGAGUCUUCGAGAAAUUCUUCAGUGUUGACAGAAAGCUUUACGAUUUCUAUCACGCUGAGAUUUUGAGAAAAAUAGAAGAGUUUGGGAAAGAAAGAAUGGAGCUGGCGCUGCGCCAGUUGAAAGAAAUUCAGAAAAGAGAUUCUGUCAGGUCUUCUGGAGAGUUGAUAGCUAGAACUUACGAGAACGCGAAAUCAAGCCUCUGUUCUUCUGGAAAAGCCGCUUCUGUCGAUGAUGCAGCUAUUGUAUUUGCCGAUAAUGACCGAUCCUCCGAAAUGCUAGAAAAAAGGGUUGAACGGCUUGAAACCCUUAUUCGAAAUCGCCCAAAAGCAACACCUAAGCCAAAACGACCGACAAAGCGGGCUCUUUUGGAAGAAAUAAAGACUGGAAUCGAAGAAUUGACUAAAGAAAUAAAAGAAUCGAAGGCACCAGCGGCUCAAAAAAGCGCCCAAAACCCAACUGGUCGAGGAACAACACCAAGAAGAACUCGUGGACCACCAAGCCGCGGCAGACCACCAUCAAGCACGUCAAAAUACUGA